Molecule: messenger RNA, 1144 nt
Organism: Micromonas pusilla CCMP1545
Lineage: Eukaryota; Viridiplantae; Chlorophyta; Mamiellophyceae; Mamiellales; Mamiellaceae
Exons: 1
Coding region: 1-1011 (336 amino acids)
Cellular component (GO): plasma membrane
Source: RefSeq, a predicted model, not a curated record
AUGUCCGUCCACCUCCACUUCGAACCCGCGCACGCGCUCAUCGGCGGCGCUAUUCUCGGCGUCGCGACCGUCGGGAAGCUCCUCCUCACCGGCCGAGUCCUCGGCAUCUCCGGAUCGUUCAAGGGCCUCGUCACCAUCGGAGACACGUCGAGAUGGAGGUUCGCGUUCCUCGCCGGGCUCGUCGGCUCCGGGCUCGCGGACGCGUACAUGAACCCGGACCAGGUCGCGGAACCCUCCGCGGGGCUGACGCGCACGGUCGUCGCGGGGCUCCUCGUCGGCGCGGGCAGCGGCCUCGGGAACGGCUGCACGUCCGGCCACGGCAUCUGCGGCAACUCGCGGUUCGCGCCGAGGUCCAUGGCGUACACCGUCCUCUUCAUGGCGACGGGGUUCGCGGCCGCGACGCUUUUCGACACGAACGCCGCGCUCGGGGUGAAUCCCGCGAGCGCGCUCGAUCGAAUGAAGCUCCCGAGCGCGGAGGAGAUGAUCGGGUACGGGAACAUCAUCGCCGCGGCGGCGGCGUCGUUUCUCGGUCUCGGCCAGCUCGCGCGCGCGCACGCGAAGAAAAACGACGGCGAGCACACGGACUUCCACGACACCUUGGGCCUCGUCGCCGAAGUCAUCAGCGGCUUCGUGUUCGGGCUCGGCUUGAGCAUCAGCGGAAUGCGCCGCGCCGCGAAAGUGAGCGGGUUUUUAUCCGCGACGGCGUCGUCGUGGGACCCGAGCCUGAUGCUCGUCAUGGGCGGCGCCAUGGGGCUCGCGAUUCCCGCCUUCGCGCGCAGCGAGAGCGAGACGAAGCCGCACUGCGCGAGGGAGUUCUCCGUGCCGCCGAAGAACAGAGGCAUCGACAAGAACCUCCUCUUAGGCGGCGUGAUGUUCGGCGCGGGGUGGGGGCUCGCGGGGAUGUGCCCCGGCCCGGCGAUCGUGUCGUUCGCGGCCAACCCGACCGGGACGGUGGGCGCGUGGCUCCUCGCCGUCGUCGUCGGGAUGUACGCGCAACACCGGGUCUUUUAAGCGACGAGAGGGGAGGGAGGGAAAGUAGCCCAAGUGUUCAUCAACAGAGAGUGCGAUGCGAUCGAUCGACGCUCGUUUGUAUAUUAGAACCGUCUGCUAGCCAGCUUGUCGUAAUAUCAUAUGUAUGACGAGA